Molecule: messenger RNA, 1110 nt
Organism: Rhodofomes roseus
Lineage: Eukaryota; Fungi; Basidiomycota; Agaricomycetes; Polyporales; Fomitopsidaceae
Exons: 4
Coding region: 216-917 (233 amino acids)
Source: RefSeq, a predicted model, not a curated record
CUCCUCGACGCCUCCUCCCACUCCGCCUCACCCGCCGCACUCGCUCCUCCCUGCGCCCAAUAUUCUGUGCAUUUUAUUCUGUAUUUCAUUCCUGGUCGUUGCGUCCCACAUUCGCCUCCGGUGCCUGGCAUGCGUGCAUAGCCUCUGUUGUCCUUGUCCUGCCAAGUACAGUAAUAUUAGUAGCCCCUGCCCAGUUCACGCCGUCUCCACCCGCUAUGCCCCCGCAAAAGCGCGCCCCCUGCCAGAUCUGCAGCGCGGCCGAGUCCAAGUACGCCUGCGCACAGUGCAGCAUCGUCUACUGCUCGAUCGCGUGCUACAAGGCGCACAAAGCAUCCUCGUGUCGGGCUCAGCCUCAGCCUCCCUCUCAUGACAGCGGGGAACAACACGCCCAGGGCGCGGGCCCAUUUGUUGUCGGCCUUGGCCAGCAACCGAGUCAGGCAGGCAGCCUCGGCGCGGAUCAACCUGCCUCGGUGGGUACGCCGUCGGACGCAAACGUGGACGUCGAUGUCCCCUUGGUGCCCUUGCGACCACUCACAUCGCUGAAAUGGCCCUACGUCCCCGAAGAGUCCGCGUACCCCGACCCGCUCAAGCGCGAUGACCCAAAACCGCUACAGCUGCACCAAUACGAAGCAAUAGCAACCUCCCCCACCAUCCGCCGCACGCUAUCCACGCACCCCCAACUCCCCGUGCUCCUCAGGCGCAUCGACGCCCUCCGCGGGCCCGCGCGCGAGGCCGCGCUUGAGCGCGCCCUCGGCGUUGCCGAUCCGCACGAGGGCGGGUCAGGGGUGGGAGGGAUGGGAGGGGCGGCGGUGCAGGAUGAAGAGGACAAGCAGGCGCUGCGGGGGCUCGCGGAGGCGGUGGAGGCGGUGGUGAGAGGCGGUCGGGAGGGGUUGUUGGGGUUAGAUUGGGGGGAUUGAGGCGUAGAUGUUUUGUAUAUUGCCGAAACGUAGCGUACCAUAUUUGAGUCGGGGGCUGCCUGUCUUCACUCACACGUGUAGCCAUUCAAUCAUUACACCCGAGUUUCGCUCAACCUUUACACAAGGACUGACGCAGACUACAAAAUAUGGGGAUGAGAAGAGUGUCACGGGCGUAUAUGUUAUUGUUGCAACC